GAACAGCUCGUCUUGGCGGAACCUGACCCGGACGGCAGCAAAACUCGGACCUCCGAUACCGAUGAUCUGGAUCGACCUUACAAAGACCAAUCCCGCUCCCGCCCACUGCUCCAGUCCCCUCCCCCCCCCCCCCCCCCCCCCCCCCCCUCCUACACCCCUGUCCCGCGGGCCCGCCACGCGUUGGAGGCGGCACCGACUUGAGGCAGUUCUUGCGUGAAAUCUGGUCAGUUUGAUUCUUGUUGUAAAUGUAAAAAGCUUUGCGGUGAAUGCAUUGAACGGUUCCAGACCUUCAGUGUUAUCUUUUUGUAAAUGGACGAUUCCUGUAUUUAUUGAACUCGUGUAAUGUUCUAUCAUUGUUCUGGAACAUUCUUUGACUUUUUUUUUGCUCAUUUUUACUCUUUACUUCAAACGAGGAAAAUAUUCCCUUUUUAUAUCAGCCGCGCACCUCAUUGUCCAUUUUUUGUUCAUUUUAAUUGUGCCAUGCGCGUUUCCAGGCCGCGGCGGAGACAGAGACGCCGGCGGUGAAUCGUCCGCCUUUGGGAAGGGUCGUGACAGCUGCCGGGCAAACGCUUCUCACCGGAGACCGGGUCUUCACACGCUCGCGGUCGGCGACGUAACGGAGCUUGAGUGACCGCCCGCCGUGGUCGCGAUGGAGCUGCUAAAACCAUACCUGGGCCUGAUGGCUUUCUUCUACCUGCCCACGCUGUUCUUUGACGAGGAGUUCAGCGUCAGCAUCAGCUCGAUGAUCGGCAUCUUCUCCUGCGGCAUCAGGCAGGUGUUCGCCGUGACGACCAAGAAGGCCGAGGUCUUCCUGCGACAGCCCCGCCCGGGGUCAUCCGCCAGCAGGUUCAAAGAUGUUAAGAAAAAAUCGCAAAGGACAUUUAAGAAGCUGAUUGAAUCCCCGACGCAGACGCCGUACUUCGUGUGUAUCCCCAUGUACUGGGGGCUGCUGCUCAUUACACCCCUGCUGCCCAAGUGCCUGAAGAUUCCCUGGGUUCUGCACUGCUCCCUCGAUCAGUUCAUCGUCCUCUUCAGCUGGUGGAGAUGCUACCGGAACUUUCACCGCCGCGGUCUCCGGGACGAGGAAACGUUCGACCAGACCGACAACAAAUACCUAUUGGUUGAAGACUUUGUAUGGAAACAGCAACUUGAGGAGGAAUGCUUCAACCUCAGGCAGCUGACAGAGAUGGAAAUAACGCUCUACAGUAUCGAGUCCCCACACAUUGUUCACAGCUACAUGGACAUUGAGGAAGGGGCUGAGCGUUUAAUCAGGGCCCGUAAGGCAGCUGUCCUCCAGGAGCUGAGGGAGAAGCUGGCCAAGCAGAUGACCAAGAUACAGGGCCUGACGAAACAAUGUGCACAGACUGUCGGCCAGAACCAACCGUCAUCCUUCAAGCCUUGACAGAUACCGAAAAUGUCAAUAAAGAUCAUAUCGUCUGA
Amblyraja radiata (thorny skate) is the source of this 1440-nucleotide messenger RNA. RefSeq lists its product as uncharacterized. Bases 650 to 1402 code for a protein of 250 amino acids. Lineage: Eukaryota; Metazoa; Chordata; Chondrichthyes; Rajiformes; Rajidae. The transcript has 7 exons. The record is from RefSeq and is a predicted model, not a curated record.